Messenger RNA from Pseudogymnoascus destructans, 1793 nucleotides. RefSeq lists its product as uncharacterized. The coding region runs from base 524 to 910 and encodes 128 amino acids. The transcript has a single exon. Lineage: Eukaryota; Fungi; Ascomycota; Leotiomycetes; Thelebolales; Thelebolaceae. The record is from RefSeq and is a predicted model, not a curated record.
CGGUAUGUUCUUAUUUCUUGAAUUACUUUAGAGUAUUAUGUACUCCUCCGUAUGGUGAACGGCAGAUUAUGCAUGGUAAAACUAACUUUGCCCUGGAUGUUGCGGGAGGGAAAGGGGUUUGGGAUUUGUGAUUUGUGGGGUUGGAGGCGGUGUGGCUUCUGGUUGGUCAGCCACGGAGAAUUUAAAGGAAUAACGCCACGCCGGCUUCAGUAAGGGUUGCAGAUCUACCGUGCAUCCCAGUCCACUUCGGUUCUUACUCCCCAUCUCUGCAUAAUUCGUUCAUUACGCACUCAACCCUUGUUCUUAAACAACACAAGCCUUCGUUUUGAGUUUCAGCCCUUCAGCCCUUCAUCCCUCGUCCUUCAUCCCUUAUCCUUCAUCCCUUAUCCUUCAUCCCUCAUCCAUCACCCCUCAAACCCCCUCCUCCUCGACCCCGCUUUCUCGCGUCCCCUCACUUCAGAGCCUUGGCCAACGACGACUCCAAACUUCGACACACAGCAGCACCGCACCUCCAAACGCAGCCAUGGCUACCGUCGCCCACUGCCUGUACUGCUUCGACGCCCUCGCGGCCAACCUCGAGGACCGCUCCCCCUUGGCCCUCUCCGCCAUCGAAGAAUCCUGGCCCGACUACCCCAAAGGCAGCGACGACGGGGACUCCGACGCCGAAGCCAACGACACCGAAGCCGACUCCACCUUCUCCGACACCCUCCAGCUCCCAACCCCCAGCAGCCUCUCAGCCACAACCCCCUCAGGCUCAAGCUCCUCAACCUCCCUCCUCUCCCCCACACCCCUCACCCCAUCCAGCGCCGGCACCUCCGCCCCCCCUCUCGCCCAUCCACCUCCGCACCCUCCCCCUACCACCCCAUCGGACAAUCCCUCUACCCCCGCUCCGCGCAAUCCAGCGCCCUAACCUCAACACCCCUCUUCGUAACCUGGAACAUCCUCACGCCGCCCCUCCAAUUGCGGCAACUCCGCGGCUGCAUCGGGACCUUCGAAGCGCAACCCCUCGACACGGGACUGGCGACAUACGCGCUCGCCGCCGCGCACAGCGAUAACCGCUUCAACCCCAUCGUGACGCAUGAGCUGCCCGCGCUCGAGGUGGCGGUCACGCUGUUGACGAACUUUGAGACGUGUGCCGGGCCGCUGGAUUGGGAGUUGGGUGUGCAUGGGAUUAAGAUCAGCUUUUAUCAGAAGAGUAAGAGGUAUAGUGCUACGUAUUUGCCGGAUGUGGCGGUGGAGCAGGGCUGGAAUAAGGAGGAGACGUUGGAGAGUUUGGUGAGGAAGGCGGGGUGGAGGAAGGGGGGGGUUGGAGGGAUGUGGGGGAGUUGAAGGUCGUGAGGUAUCAGGGGAGGAAGGAGAGUGUGGAGUAUGAGGAGUAUAAGCGCUGGAGUGACUGGACUGUGGCCCAGAAGUGAGGAGAGGUGAGGAGAAGUGAGGAGGAUAUGGCUACGGAUACGAGGUGCUUGGCCAUAUGAUGAGGGAUGAUACUACGAUUGGGAGGCACAGGGGGGAUAGAACAGGAUAGAACAGGUCGGCGCAUUCAUGGGUUGAUAGGCGUUAUUAAGAUAUCUCUGCCUUAUGAAACGGGGUUUUCAUUCCAUCGGCACCGUACCCGUUAGCCCACAACAGCGAUUUUGGCAUCUAUGUGGAUAUCCCACCACAUGAGGGGCUGAGAGUUUAGUCUAAUAUUCCAACUCAAACCAAUUUCACCAAGCCAACAUGUAAGCGAAGGACAUGCACAUCACCACCGAGCCCUCCGGCGCUAUUCCGGCUCUAUCAAGAUUUGCCCACCG